UCAUCAUCUGAUUAGCUCUUUUCCUUCUCCUCUGUAGCAAUUAAUGAAAACGACCUAGAAAUCUCUCUCAUUCUAAUCUUUCCCUAUUCUCACACAAAACCUCCACUCUCAGAGAUGAAGGCCAUGAAAGGAAAGCUGUUGAAGAAACUCAAGACGGUCAAGGCCAUCGGCUACCUUAAGCCCGACACCAUCCUUGAGGUCAGCGGCUAUUUACACACUUCAGCUCGCCCCCCCUUGGCCGCCAUUGAAGAAUGCCCUAAUUCAACGGAUGACAAAGAGAAUGUCAGUCCAGAGGAAAACGAGAAUGUUGCUGAAUCGAAGCCGCAGAUCGGUGCGACGUCGUUUCGGCGGCCGGAUUUGUACUCGGGGAGCCUCUUCGAUCCGAAUCUCCUGGCGGCGUUCGAGCAGGCGGUGAUGGAGGUGAAGGCGAGAGAGGCCGAGAGAAGGAAGCGAAUUGAGGAAGACGGCGAAGAGGAACCGCCGCCUUCCAAGUCGAGAAGGAUCGAUCCGCUGGCGGGAUUCGAGGAGAGGUGCCCGCCGGGAGGGGGGGAGUCGGUGGUGCUGUACACGACGGGGCUGCGGGCGAUCCGGGAGACGUUCGAGGAUUGCCAGAAGACGAGAUCGCUGCUGGAGAAUCUGAGGGUGGUGUUUUUGGAGAGGGACGUGUCGAUGCACUGCGAGUAUAAGGAGGAGAUGUGGAGGAUUUUAGGGGGGAAAAUUGCGCCGCCGAGGUUGUUCAUCAAGGGGAGGUACAUCGGGGGAGCGGAGGAGGUGAUCGGGCUGCACGAGCAGGGGCGGCUGAAGCCGUUGAUGCAGGGGAUUCCGGUGGAUGAUGGGAGGCGAGGGUGCUGUGAAGGAUGCGUUGGAUUGAGGUUUAUUGUUUGUUUCAACUGCGACGGAAGCCGGAAAAUUAUGCCGGAGGGCGACGGGGAGGCUAUUGUUUGCAACGAGUGUAAUGAGAAUGGGCUCAUCGUUUGCCCCUUUUGCUGCUGAAUCCACAAAUUACUACACUACUACUAUUUGUUUGUUCAUUUUUGUAUAAUUCGGAUUCUUUUAUUCAUUGGCAAAAUUGGUAAGUUAUGUGUUGAUACUUUUCUAGUAUUUGAUUGCACUUCACAUGCAAUUCAUCUGUACUUUUGGUA
Molecule: messenger RNA, 1142 nt
Organism: Salvia hispanica
Lineage: Eukaryota; Viridiplantae; Streptophyta; Magnoliopsida; Lamiales; Lamiaceae
Source: RefSeq, a predicted model, not a curated record